Messenger RNA from Lycium barbarum (goji berry), 1077 nucleotides. RefSeq lists its product as uncharacterized. Gene Ontology annotation, biological process: fatty acid metabolic process. Gene Ontology annotation, molecular function: NAD+ binding; oxidoreductase activity, acting on the CH-OH group of donors, NAD or NADP as acceptor. The record is from RefSeq and is a predicted model, not a curated record. The coding region runs from base 74 to 964 and encodes 296 amino acids. NCBI's taxonomy places the organism in Eukaryota, Viridiplantae, Streptophyta, Magnoliopsida, Solanales, Solanaceae. The transcript is spliced from 4 exons.
GUACUCUUAUCUGACUUAAUAAUAACACGAGACUUAGGUGACUUUGUUGGUGGUGAUCAUCUGAUUUACAGACAUGGCCAAUAUUUCAAGAAUGGGAGUUGUUGGUGCUGGUCAAAUGGGUUCCGGUAUUGCUCAACUCGGUGCGGUCAACGGCAUCGAUGUUUGGCUUUACGAUACAGAUUCUGAAGCUCUUAUUAAAGCCCAAAAAUCUAUUAACAAUAAUAUUCAACGCCUCCUUUCCAAAGGACAAAUCUCUCAGGAAACAAGUGUUGAUGCUGUAAAACGUCUUCGUUGUUCAUCCCGCUUGGAAGAUUUACAUUCAGUUGAUCUUGUUGUCGAGGCUAUUGUGGAAUCUGAACAAGUGAAGAAAACUUUAUUUGCCAACUUGGAUAAGAUUGUAAAGGGCUCUGCUAUCUUGGCUUCUAAUACAAGCUCCAUUUCCAUUACUCGUCUAGCAUCUGCAACAAGCCGACCCUCCCAGGUGAUUGGCAUGCACUUUAUGAAUCCUCCGCCCAUUAUGAAGCUGGUUGAGAUUAUUCGGGGUGCAGAUACAUCAGAAGACACAUAUUGUGCCACUAAAUGCCUGGCAGAGAGGUUUGGUAAGACAGUUAUCUGCUCUCAGGAUUAUUCUGGCUUCAUUGUAAACCGAAUUCUAAUGCCUAUGAUAAAUGAAGCGUUUCAUACGCUAUAUACUGGAGUUGCAACAAAAGAAGAUAUUGAUACGGGAAUGAAACUUGGAACCAACCAUCCUAUGGGUCCUCUGGAACUUGCAGAUUUUAUUGGACUGGAUGUUUGUUUGUCAAUCAUGAAAGUUCUUCAUGUCGGUUUAGGGGACGAUAAAUAUGCCCCAUGCCCUCUCCUUGUGCAGUAUGUUGAUGCUGGUAGACUUGGUAAAAAGCGAGGCAUCGGUGUAUAUAAUUACCGUGAUGCUGCCGCCAAAACAGGAGGAUCGCCUCGACUCUGAACUCAUUGCACUUGGAAUUUGUGGAACAACUGCAACUUGUUGAAACAGGCUCCCUCUUGUAAUAUCACUUUUAUUUUCCUCAGGUAUCAAUAAAAGAGGAAAAAAAAAAAAAA